GUUAAUGGAUUGUGAUAUUCUAAUUUUCUAAAAUAUUUAUAUAUUAUUUUGGUGUGUUAAUGCAUUAUUACUAUUUUUAUAUAUCUAAUAAAAUAAAUUUUAUGUUUAUUAAUUUGCAGGCAUUUCGAAUCUGUCAGUUGCGUUCACAAAACAUCCAGACACUAUCUUACGAAGAGAGAAUUGAGUUGUGGAAUUUAGAAAAUGAGCAAUUUGAGGAGUUAAUAAUUCAACCAACUUUGAGUUAUUAUGAUCGAUAUUUUCAUAGAGCACCUGCCCGGACAGACGGAGGUUUAGGGUGGAGAAAUAUGUGGUCUCGACUUCAAGAAGAUGAUGCUGCUUGUCUUCAACUCCUACGAAUGUCGCUACCAUGUUUCCGAACACUAUGUAACAUGCUACAAACGAAUUAUGGUCUGAAACCAACUUCAAAUGUAAGCAUUGAAGAAAGUGUGGCUAUAUUUUUGCGUAUAUGCGGGCACAAUGAAGUUCAAAGAGAUGUUGGGUUGAGAUUUGGACGAAAUCAAGAGACUGUGAAAAGAAAAUUUAAAGAAGUUCUUAAAGCGACGGAAUUACUUGCAUGCGAUUAUAUCAGAACUCCAACAAGACAAGAACUAUACCGAAUUCCUGAAAGACUUCAAGUACAUCCAAAAUAUUAUCCAUUUUUUAGUGGAUUUGUUGGAGCUAUGGAUGGGACUCAUGUUUGCGUAAAAGUACCACCAGAAUUACAAGGAAUGUACUGGAAUCGACACGAUAAUGCAUCGUUGAAUAUUAUGGCAAUUUGUGAUCUGAAUAUGCUAUUCACAUAUAUAUGGAAUGGAGCACCGGGAUCUUGUCAUGAUACAGCCGUUCUCACAAUAGCACAAGAAAGCGAUCCUGAAUUUCCUUUGCCUCCAAUGGAAAAGUAUUAUGUCGUUGACUCGGGUUAUCCAAAUAGGCAAGGAUUUUUGGCUCCAUAUAAGUCAUCCCGAAACAACGUUGUCAGAUAUCAUAUGUCACAGUUCAACUAUGGUCCUGCUCCACGGAAUAAAGAAGAAUUAUUUAAUCGAUAUCAUGCGUCUCUACGUUCAGUUAUCGAGAGAACUUUUGGAGUUUGGAAGAAAAAAUGGAGGAUUCUUUGUGAUUUUCCAAGAUAUAGUAUCAACAUACAGCAGAGAGUGGUCAUGGCUACAAUGGGAUUGCAUAAUUUUAUAAAGAUUUCAAACUUUUCAGAUGCAGAUUUUGCUGAAGUUAUGGCAGAAACAGGAGGAUUCAAUACACAAGCAGAGACUGAUUUUCAUACCGAUUUAGAUGAUGUAUAAACAAUUGAAAUGACAGAUGGAGGACAUAUGACGCAAAUAAGAGAUAAUAUUGCAAAUAUGCUAUGGGAAAAUCAAUAAAAUAAACUUAUUUUUUUAUUGUAAUUUAUUUGUACUUUAUAAAAAAUGUAAAAUACUUUAUUGUCAAAUAGAAUUUUAUUUUAUAUAUUCAGUACUAUUUAGUUUAUAAACACCAUUCAAGCAUUUUGAUAUAAACUUUUACGUUUUCUAUUUUAAAUAAUAAAUUUAAUUAAUUUUAUUAAAUUUCUCUUAUACAAACCGCAGUUAAACACCAUUCAAACAUUUGUCCCGCACUUUUUAUUAUUUUGGUCACCAUUCACAUAUUUCUUAAACCGCUUCUAUUAGAUGAACCGCACUUGUCCCACAAUAUGCGUUUUUCUAACACAAACCGCUCUUAAACCGCACCGCACUAAUCAAUCCGCUUGUCCCGCACCGCCCAACCCGCUGUUACCAUUCGGAGCCUUAAAGAGGCUGUGACGGUGCGGGCUGUAACCCAUCGACAUUUAAUAGCAGGUGAUGCGAGAGGAGAGUCUCGAUCAAUAGACGUAUACUUGCUCAUAAAUCACGACCAAUAACAAAUUCAAUGAUUUUGUGUUUGUGUUAUGUGUGUUUUAAAGUUAACUUUUGUUACUCGUGGUAAUUUACAUGGACGACUCGAAUUCGGAAUACCGAGAUGUAUUUGUGAAUAACCUUAAUUAUCUUUCAAAUGAUCUAUAAUUAUUAUAUAUGCAUGCAGCCAUGCAGGACUUGUAUCAAUCUGUACUAUAGUUUACAUGAAGUAUAAAGUUUUUUGAUAUGAUGUACAUAAGUGCGAGAAUAUGUCCUAAUAUUA
Messenger RNA from Brassica rapa (field mustard), 2145 nucleotides. Its product is annotated as protein ALP1-like. The record is from RefSeq and is a predicted model, not a curated record. NCBI's taxonomy places the organism in Eukaryota, Viridiplantae, Streptophyta, Magnoliopsida, Brassicales, Brassicaceae.